Trametes versicolor FP-101664 SS1 is the source of this 3572-nucleotide messenger RNA. Its product is annotated as Nonaspanin. The record is from RefSeq and is a predicted model, not a curated record. NCBI's taxonomy places the organism in Eukaryota, Fungi, Basidiomycota, Agaricomycetes, Polyporales, Polyporaceae. The transcript has 25 exons. Gene Ontology annotation, cellular component: membrane. The coding region runs from base 69 to 1967 and encodes 632 amino acids. Gene Ontology annotation, biological process: protein localization to membrane; vacuolar transport.
UCGUACUCGGAAGCUCUGCUAGCCGCCGUUGGCAGCAUCCCGCAAGGGCAUCACCCUCUUUGGCAACCAUGCCGCGCGCUGCCUUGUGCUUCCUCGCGCUCUCGCUACUCUCUACCGCGCAAGCAUUCUAUCUGCCUGGCGCGGCGCCGCAUGACUUCCACGAAGGAGAGCCGGUGGACCUCUUCGUCAACGCCCUGACACCCAUGAUAGCGGGGAAUGACAACGCCAAACUCAAAUCCCUGAUAAAUUAUGACUACUACAACCCGUCCUUCCACUUCUGCAAACCCGAGGGCGGCCCGACCAAGCAGCCCGAGUCUCUGGGGUCUAUCCUGUUCGGAGACCGUAUAUUCAACUCGCCAUACGAUAUCAAAAUGAUGCAAGACAAUGCAACCUGUCGGGCUCUGUGCACGGAAACCAUAUCAUCUGGGGACGCCAAGUUCAUCAAUGAUCGCAUACGGGAAGACUAUGCUAUCAACUGGCUUGUGGACGGCCUUCCUGCCGCUGAAAUGAAAGAGGAUAAGCGGACGGGAGAGCUCUUCUUUGAUAUGGGCUUCAAUCUUGGCAACGACGAGGGGCAGUUCGAGGAGAUGCCUGCGCUGCACAACCAUUACGACAUCGUACUUAGAUACCACUCGCCCACACCUGGCGUUUACCGCAUCGUCGGUGUUCUCGUCUGGCCCACCAGUCGUGGAGGGUCACAGGAUGCGCCAGCCAAUGGAGAAUUGGACUGUGCUUCGUCUGUCCCACCCCUUAUCUUAAGCGAAACGUCAGACAACCAAGUGCGGUACACUUACCGAAUCAUGUGGAAUGAAUCGGAUACCCCGUGGGCCACAAGAUGGGACAAUUACCUACAUAUCUUCGACCCUCGUAUCCAUUGGUUUAGCCUCAUAAAUGCCGUCAUUGUGGUGGUCUUCCUGUGUGUCAUGGUGUCUAUGAUCUUGCUGCGUACUGUGUCGCGUGAUAUAUCACGGUACAAUGCCAUAGACCUGAGUGAAGAUGUCCAAGAGGACUGGGGCUGGAAGCUAGUUCAUGGAGAAGUGUUCCGGACGCCACAGAACCCGAUGGUACUUUCCAUCCUCGCUGGUAACGGUGCACAGCUAUGCGCGAUGGUCGCAGUGACCCUGGUCUUCGCGCUACUUGGGUUCCUGUCGCCAUCCAACCGCGGCUCACUUGCUACCGUGAUGAUGAUCUGUUGGACCUUCUUCGGCAGCAUCGGUGGCUAUAUCUCAAGCCGAGUCUACGCGUCAGUGGGAGGCGCCAACAAGCGGAAGAAUUCAUUCCUUACCGCCACCCUCAUGCCCACGGUCGUGUUCGCAAUCGUCUUCCUACUUGAUCUAUUCCUAGUCGCCGCGGGCUCUUCGGGUGCCGUGCCCUUCGGCACCCUGCUCUUGAUCAUCGUCCUGUGGUUCGGCAUCUCCGCCCCUCUGUCUGCAAUAGGCUCCUACUUCGGUUCCAAACACGGGGCAAUUGCCCAUCCUGUGAGAGUAAACCAGAUUCCGCGCCAGAUUCCGCCGCAGCCGACCUAUUUGCGUCCAUGGGCCACGACCAUUUUGGCGGGUAUCUUGCCCUUCGGUGCGGCGUUCGUUGAGCUGUACUUCGUGCUCUCGAGCCUCUUCGCCUCGCGCGCAUACUACGCAUUCGGCUUCCUCGCGCUUACCGCGGCGCUCGUGGCGCUGACGACCGCCACGGUCACCAUCCUCUUCACGUACUUCAUCCUCUGUCGCGAAGACUACCGGUGGCACUGGCGUGCGUUCCUCACGGGCGGCGGCAGCGCCUUCUGGCUGCUCGGCUACGGGGUCGUGUACUGGGCGUCGCGGCUCUCGCUCGACUCGUUCUCGAGUACGGUGCUGUACUUCGGGUACCUGCUCCUCCUCGCGCUCCUCGACUUCCUCGUCACAGGUACGAUCGGGUUCUUGGCGACGUACUGGGCCGUGCGCAGGCUGUACAGCGCUAUUCGUGUGGACUAGGGCGGUCCUCGCGUCCCACAUGUGCUCGCUGCAUACGUAUUUAUACGGGGCGCCGAGCCACCUCCGCGGGGAGGAGUGCUCUUGGUAUCGAUACUUUUUUUAUCUUAUUAGACGCGCCGACUACAUAUGCAGCACUAAUUACACGCCCACAACAACCGUUACUUCUCGACCAGGACAAUCACAGCCUGCUUCUGGCUGCCGGCGCGUAAAAAUACAACCCCCUCGUCAAUAAGGUCUGUGGCGGACAGCUUCUGGUGCACGUCGGCGACGGGUGUAUUGUUCAAGUAAAGUCCCUUGGCGUUGACAAGCUGGCGCGCGGCACUAUUUGACGCCGCGAGGCCGAAUCUGGCCGCGAGCUUGACGAGCGGGGUGUCGAGCACCUCAGACGCGGUGCACAGAUGCAUGACCGGAUUAUCCGAGAGAGCGUUAAGCACGUCCUUGCGUUUGGCAGUUGCGAUGUCAUGUUCGUACAGCAGCUUCGUUGCGUGUUUCGCGCAAUACACGCCGUCCACUCCAUGCACCAAUAGGGUCACUUCUUCCGCCAGUUUUCGCUGGGCCGCACGAGUUUCCGGGGAGCGGUUGUGCUCAAGCAUAAGCCCAUCAAUUUCCUCGAGGGACAUGAGCGUGAACAUCUUUAAGUAGCGACCGACAUCCGCGUCUGACGUCCUCAGGAAGAACUGGUAAAAAUCGUACACAUUGGUCUCUUCACCGUUGAGGGAGACCGCGUUCCCCGCGCUCUUCCCGAACUUCUCCCCGGACGCGGUGGUCAAGAGCGGGGUGGUCAGGCCGAACGCCUUCUCCGCUGUGCCGUCUUGCGCAGUUCCGGGCGCAGAGUUGGUGCGGUUGAUGAGGUCUAUCCCCGCGAUGAUGUUGCCCCAUUGGUCAGACCCCCCAAUCUGGACGGUGCAACCAAACUUCUUGUACAGUGUCAGGAAGUCGUACCCCUGCAGGAGCUGGUAGGUGAACUCCGUGAAAGAGAUACCCUGUUGUGAAGCGAGACGGGCCUGUACACUCUCUCGUGCGAGCAUGGUGUUCACUCUGCUGUGGAAGCCGACUGUACGGAGGAACUCGAGCAGGUUGAGUUCCUUGAGCCAAGUGAGAUUAUUUUGCACGUUCGGCGGAUGUAUGUUCGGUCGAAUGAUCGGCACGAUGUGCUUAUCCGUGUACUUCGUUGCCCCUUCGAAAAAUCGAGUGAUGCCCGUCGUCAGCUUAUCGACGUUGUGCGCAAUGGUCUCGGGCGUAGCCAUGGGCCUCUCCGUCGAACGUCCUGAAGGGUCUCCCACAAGUCCCGUAGCUCCUCCUAUUAGGGGAAUGAUGUGGUGGCCUCGCAGCUGAAAGUGUAGUAGACAUAGCAGAGGUACGAGGUGACCGACGUGUAGGUUGGGUGCGGUAGGGUCUACCCCGACGUAGACGGUCAUAGGCUUCUCAGUCGCCGACUGAAACUGCGUAGGUCUUGUCACAUCUGCCACCAGCUCACGCGACUUCAGGUCUUCAAACAGGUCACCCAGGGAGUGUACGCUACGGCAUUGUCGCCGCUGAGGAUGCCAGACGGCCGCAUUCAAAGAGGUUAUGGAUCGAAGACCAUUGCGCGAGAGCCGCAUGUCG